Molecule: messenger RNA, 1257 nt
Organism: Budorcas taxicolor (takin)
Lineage: Eukaryota; Metazoa; Chordata; Mammalia; Artiodactyla; Bovidae
Gene: ADO
Product: 2-aminoethanethiol dioxygenase
Exons: 1
Coding region: 263-1075 (270 amino acids)
Cellular component (GO): mitochondrion
Molecular function (GO): oxidoreductase activity, acting on single donors with incorporation of molecular oxygen, incorporation of two atoms of oxygen
Source: RefSeq, a predicted model, not a curated record
GCUCCCAGAGCGUGAGUGCGGGCUGUGGGCCGUGCGCGUGCGCGCUCAAAGGGGGCGCGAGACAGGCACGCCCGGCGGUUGCCGGCGCGUGGCUGCUGAGGUUGGCGGCUGUAGUGCCGCGCGCCCGACUGACCGGUAGUUGCGGGGCCUCCAGCCUCGCUCCGGGCUGCGGGCAGCCGUGGCGGCCGCCGGCGACCGCAAGGGGCGGAGGAAAGCCGGGGGCGGAGGGGGGCGGCCUCGGCACGCAGAGGAACUGCAGGGCAUGCCCCGAGACAACAUGGCCUCCCUGAUCCAACGGAUCGCCCGCCAGGCGUGCCUCACCUUCCGGGGCAGCGGGGGCGGCCGCAGCUCUUCCGACCUCGGCGAGGCGCCAGGCCCGGAGGCGCCGAUACCGCAAGGCUUCCCGGAGAACCUGAGCAAGCUGAAGAGCCUGCUGACCCAGGUCCGCGCGGAGGACCUGAACAUCUCUCCGCGUAAGGCCACGCUGCAGCCGCUGCGGCCCAACCUGCCGCCCGUCACCUAUAUGCACAUCUGCGAGACCGACGGCUUCAGCCUCGGCGUGUUCCUGCUCAAGAGCGGCACCUCCAUCCCGCUGCACGACCACCCGGGCAUGCACGGCAUCCUCAAGGUGCUCUAUGGGACCGUGCGCAUCAGCUGCAUGGACAAGCUAGAGGUGGGCAGCGGGCAGCGGCCGCGGGCCCCGCCACCAGAGCAGCAGUUCGAGCCGCCUCUGCAGCCCCGGGAGCGGGACGCGGUACAGCCGGGCGUGCUGCGCUCUAGGGCAGAGUACACGGAGGCCAGCGGCCCGUGCUUCCUCACGCCGCACCGGGACAACCUGCACCAGAUCGACGCUGUGGACGGGCCCGCCGCCUUUCUGGACAUCCUGGCCCCGCCCUACGACCCCGACGACGGCCGGGACUGCCACUAUUACCGAGUGCUGGAGCCUGUCAGGGCCAAGGAGGCCUCCGGCUCGGCCUGUGACCUGCCCCGAGAAGUGUGGCUCCUGGAGACCCCGCAGGCCGAUGAUUUCUGGUGCGAGGGGGAGCCUUAUCCAGGUCCCAAGGUCUUCCCUUGAAGCCGCCGGCGCCCUAAAGCGGUGGGCCGAACACUUGCCCUACUCAGAUCUAGGCUUGGCUGGCCGCGACCCCAUCACAAGGGCUUUCUUCCUUCCCCCGGCCUGGGUGUUGGAUCUACUGGAAUGGGCAGUAGCCGCUUCCUCGGGAGUCUUGGGAAGCGCGGGCGACUGGAUUGCAACCA